Messenger RNA from Malania oleifera, 2715 nucleotides. RefSeq lists its product as uncharacterized. The transcript has 4 exons. NCBI's taxonomy places the organism in Eukaryota, Viridiplantae, Streptophyta, Magnoliopsida, Santalales, Ximeniaceae. The record is from RefSeq and is a predicted model, not a curated record. The coding region runs from base 1055 to 1807 and encodes 250 amino acids.
AACUUGAGCGAUUCCCAGUUUCCGACCGGAAUUUCAGUUUGAGCUUAGCUUAGCAUCGGACUGUUGAUCAUGACCGCGAUUCCCAGUUUCCAUCGUUCACUAGUCACCGGCACUCCCAGUUACCAAUCGGAAUUUCAAUUUGAGCAUCUGACCGUUGAUCAUGGCAGCGAUUCCCAGUUUCCCUCGUUCACCAGACACCGACACUCCCAGUUUCUGAUCAGAAUUUAAUUUGAGCAUUGGGACGUUGGUCAUGGCAACAAUUCCCAGCUUCCAUCAUUCACCGAUCACCGCAACUCCCAGUUUCCGACCGUUGGGUUCAAAAACGAGAUUAAUCCCUUCACUGCCUGUCCCCCUUUCCAUCUUUCACUCACUCUCACAUUCUCUCUCUCUCUGCCCCUCUCACUGGCUAUCUCUGUCCACUGCCUUUCUUUCUCUCCUUCCCCGCCGGCAACUCCAGGCGAGAAUGAAGUGGACGCGCCUAUUUUUCGACGACCGCGAGAUGGAGGUUGCCGGAAUAUCGCUAUCUCUUGGUUGGAGCAUUCAUGAAAGUUAAGUAGCUGGUUCAAAUUUCUGAGAAGCUGAUGUACCACUAACGUCUAACAUCAAAAUGAAUUUGUCCGGAAAUUGCUCCAGUUUUUUCUCCAGAGUUAAGGGCGAUUGUAACCUUUGUGUCCAAUGAGCAUGUGUUGGGUUAUUUCCUUCCAUAUGGAGGAAAGCCCAAGUGGGCUUUAUUAAAAGACCAAAGCCUAGCCCUUUUGGUGUGGAAAACCUAAAGGAAGUUGUAAAAAGAGAGGGGAGAAGAGAGGAGCCGUCACUUCUCAAAAGAAAGAGAGAAAAAGGUAAUUUUUUCUCAUGCUGCUGAUAUUUCAUCAAGACUCCGAUCCCGCUUCAUCUAUGGUCCGAUCGAGCUGAAAUUUGGAGGAGAGGCUCACGACUCAAGGAGCUACAAUAUGAACGGUGGAGAUCAGAUUUGGGGCUCGGGAGUUGGGAUUUUUUCCCAUGAACAGUAACCGCAAAUUUGGUAAUGGUAACAUGAUUUCAGUUGCUGCUUAGAAUGGUGGAGUUCCUCGGUUCAUUGCAAAUUAACCAUCAUCUGCACCACCUAUAUUUCCUUCAUCAACUGCAACAGAAGCAUCCUUAUCGGAGUGCUACCAUUCAUUCCUUGAUUAAUGAGGCAUUUCCCCUUAAAAUGGGAAGCAUGCACGAUUGUGGAUGUCUAAUGCUUGCUUGUUUGCAUUUCAGCAUGUGCUGCAUUCAACUUCCCACUGAAGCAACAACAUGCUGCGCAGCAGCACUAGCUGCAUUAGCACAGUCAGGAUCAGUAGUAAAGUCCCUCGCACCAGCAAUGUAUCUUCACCAAGUGCAGCCAAUUCCACAAAAACCCCUCCCAAUUCCUACUGUGUCAGAGCACCCCAACCUUACAGGGAAAGUCAUGCUCUGGCAUUGCCUUUCUUUAGUGAUUCCUUCUUUUCUUAUCAAAUUCUACAUCCGUCACAGCUUCUGUAGCAACAGAAGCCACCACUCCCUCAGCCAUAGAAAAUUCAACAAAUGCAUCAAAACCAAGUAUUUCCAGUGGUUCCUCAUCUUCACAGAAACAUUUGUAAAAUCAGCGACAACAGAAGAGGCCAUGUGGCAGUGGCAUCAACAGGGGGAGUGGAAACUUGCAAGGGCUUUCAAGCCCCAAAGAUGGCUAAUAACGGCCAACAUAGCGGCAUCAAAUCAUUAUCAUCAUAAGAGCAAAUCCAGCACAUGGCAGCACCUCUUCAAGCCGGUUGGUGAAGAUAGUCCAUCAAUGACAGAUAGCUGAAUCUUGUGUGUCAGUAUCAGCAUCUAUGGUCAAAAUUUUCUUUGCCCAUUCAUUCCCCCCAAUUUCGCUUUGCUGAUACCACUGGCGUUUUUGAGCAGCAUUGGUGCUUCUUGUGGUAAUCAUGGUGACAAAAGGCAGCAGCUAUAGGGAUUGAGAGCUGGUGUUGAACCACUACCAUCUUAAGGUUUUUCCAUGUCAUUUGCAUCCAUUAAUGAUGCUUCUAUUGCUUAUGGCCUUGACAUAUCAUAAAUGGCACAAAACCAUGGCAUUCAUCAGAGCCUCCUAGAGCAUGCUGGAAAUAAUUUUCAGAUUAUGGCAGCUACAGCUGCUGACCAAGCAGCACUGCAGAAAACUACCAAAUUUCUGAAGAUGGGAAAGCAUGUGGUACAACACGCCUAAUAGUGCAAAAGAAAAAAAGAAAGGCCAUUGCAGGAAACAUUAUAAAACUUUAUAAGAGAAUAAGGAGUUAGGGGGACCUUCACUUCAUUAUAAAUUUGACCUGAACCUUCUCUUGUGGAGCCCUGAGAAAGUCGUCUGUGGUAGGUUAAUGCAGUUCUCCUGCUGUGGCCCUGUGGUGAUUCAAGUCUAGGAUUCUAAAUAAUAAUGAAAUCAAUUGAAGUGGCUGGGCAGGAACAAGAAGCAGUCAACUCACAACCUUGGCUCUGCUUCAUCAAGUGCUUCUGGUUUCUAAUAUUUGCGUACUAAUUCAUUCAUUAUGUGGAAAUUUAAGUUGAUUGUACUCGUCCAUUUUACUCGUAGGGCUUACCUUCUUAUUUUGUUUCAGAUCACAUAAAUGGAGUCUGUGGCAUUUAAUGACAUAAAUAUUGUUGGAUAUUCUCCUUUGCAUUUUUUAAUGAGUUGGAAGAUAUUGGGGGUUAAUAUAUCUUUAUUUGUAAAGUUUAAUGAUU